Messenger RNA from Diabrotica balteata, 2536 nucleotides. Lineage: Eukaryota; Metazoa; Arthropoda; Insecta; Coleoptera; Chrysomelidae. The record is from the annotation of a GenBank genome assembly.
GAUGUUAACAAAAUUAGAAUACCAGAUAUGUCUCGAUUAUCAACGCCGAAACCAGUUAUGCAUUUGGCAUCAGCCACAGAGUUUCAUCGCCAACCAAGUGCAGUCCCAAAAACGCCUUACAAGCCAGGUACGGGUUAUAGAUCAGGUACCGGAUUUAAAUCAAAUGUCUUUGGCAAACCUGGCACCGGUUUUAAACCUGGUACGGCUGGAUUCAGGCCUGGCACUGGCAUCGAUACUAUAAACAGACCGAUGACAGCAGUAAGAGGAGCUGGAUACACGUCCCACGGGAAACCUUUCGACCCUCUGAACCAAGCUGCUUCGGUUCCAACCCCACCUUUGGAAUUGCAAAAGGAUGAUUCGCCAGAAGAAAGAAUUCGACAGCAAGAAUACAAAAUAAUGCAGCUCGUUGAGCAAGCGUGUAUCGCUCAAAGUGAAGGAGACUUCAGACAAGCCCUUACCAAGGCAAAAGAAGCUUCAAACAAAGAGAGGAAUUUGAUACGACUCCAGGAACAAUCUGGUUUAGGAGAUCAUCAUAAUAUAGAUCUUACUUAUGCAGUUUUAUUUACAUUAGCCAACCAGUAUGCCGCUAAUGAACUCUACACUGAAGCCAUAAACACGUACCAAAUGAUAACAAAAAACCGAAUGUUUGCAAAUGCUUAUAGAUUGAAAGUCAACAUGGGUAAUAUUUAUUUUAAACAGGGACAGUAUCAAUUGGCAGUGAAAAUGUUUCGUAUGGCUUUAGAUCAAGUACCGUCUACCCAAAAACAUCUUAGGAUUCGAAUUAUGCACAACAUUGCGAUGGUUUUUAUCAGAAUGGGGCAAUGGGAAGAAGCUAUUGGUAGUUUGGAAUACAUAAUGAGUGAGCAAGCAUGCCACAGAGCAGGUUUACAUCUGGUAGUAUGUUCCAGAGCUUUAGAAGACAAAGAAAGAAUGCGUUCUUCUUUUUCACUUUUGCUCUCUGUACCCUUGAAUAUUGAAGAUGAGGACAAGUAUAAUCUAGAACAGGAUUCGCCAGAAGAUGCUUUGAUCGCUUUAGCCAUUCAAGAUGAUGAUCUUCAUAGAUAUGAAACACAGAAACGCAGAGAAGCUGAAUACUGCAUACUAACAGCAGCCAAGCUAAUAGCUCCUUUUAUUGAAGAGACAUUUGGAAAAGGAUAUGACUGGUGUGUGUCAGCCAUAAAGAUCUCGGAAUAUGCUCGUCUAGCUCUAGACCUUGAAAUCAACAAAGCUGUGAUGUUCUUAAAGCAAAAACAACUGGCUGAAGCUAUUGAAACGUUAAAAGCAUUUGAAAAAGAUUCUGUAAUAGCUAUAAACGCUUCUGUUAACCUCAGUUUUAUAUAUUACCUGCAAGGAGAAUAUGACACUGCUCUUAGAUACGCAGAAGUCGUUGAAAAACAAAACGCCAAAAGUGCCGAAGGCUUUGUCAACUACGGCGCAUGUUUAAUGGCCAAAGGUAAUGUCGGAGAUGCUAUCAACUGUUUCCAAAAAGCUCUGGCCUGUGAUCCUACGUUUUUUGAAGCUAUUUUUAAUUUAGGACUGUGUUUAAAACGUCAAGGACAUUACGUAGAAGCUCUUUCUUGCUUUCAACGGUUCUCCGGAUCUUUAGCUCUUCUCCCUGCAGUGGUGUAUCAAGUAGCUAACUUGUUAGAAUUAAUAGGAGACAACGAAGCAGCGGCCGAUACAUACCAACAGCUUCUUGGUUUAGUGCCCACAGACGCUAAGGCUCUUCAAAAACUGGGAGAACUAUAUGACCAUGAAGGUGAUAAGCAGCAAGCUCAUCACUAUCAUACUGACUCUUACAGAUAUUAUCCUGCCAAUUUGUCAGUUAUCGAUUGGCUUGGAACUUACUAUAUCGAAAUGCAAGUUGUAGAAAAGGCGUUAACCUAUUUUGAAAAAGCAGCCUUCAUGCAGCCCCAAGAACCAAAAUGGAAUAUGAUGGUGGCUGGUUGUCAUAGAAGGAGUGGAAAUAUGCAUAAAGCGCUAACGCUAUAUCAGGAGAUUCACAGGCAAUUCCCUGAAAAUUCAGAAUGCCUAAGAUUUCUAGUAAGAUUGUGCGGCGACCUUGGUAUGCGGGAAGCACAAGAUUAUCUGAUGGAAUUAAAGAAACUGGAGAAAUCGAAGGAAGUCAGAGAACGAGUGAACAGUAGUAGACCAGGUUCCAGGAGAACAAAUAGUGGUCUAUCUUCAAGAGCAGGUUCAGGAUUCAGUCCUGUACCUGAAAACGGUCCCCUAAAAUCUCCACCGCACUCUGGUAAUAGAAAUUUACGUUCCUCUAGAUUAAUGCAAGCACAUAAUAGUGGGGGUAGUGCUGAUUCCGGAUUUGCACAACCAGCUAUAGAUGCCAGUUAUUCUGAUCCCCUUGGCCCUCAACCACUGAGACCCAGAACUGGAGCCGGAAAACCGUUAGAUUUCGAUGACUUCAGCAACGAAGAAUUAGGAGAUGAUCUUUUACCCGAAUAAGAGUUCUAUUAAUUAGUUAUAAUUUAGAGUUGUUUUAUAUUAAUAAAAGCUAAAAUUAACUUAGCUGUUGAUAAAC